GACGCUGUGCUAUAGAAGAUGCACUAUUACCGAUAUUCUAAUGCAGAAGUCAGCUGUUGGUACAAAUACCUGCUCUUCAGCUACAACAUUGUCUUCUGGCUGGCUGGAGUGGCCUUCCUUGCAGCUGGUCUGUGGGCAUGGAGUGAAAAGGGUGUGUUGUCUGAUCUGACGAAGGUGACUGGUCUUCAUGGACUGGACCCAGUGGUGCUUGUCUUAGUAGUGGGAAUAGUGAUGUUUACUUUGGGAUUUGCUGGUUGUGUAGGAGCACUGAGAGAAAACAUCUGCCUUCUGAAGUUUGUAAGUAACAUCGUUAUAGUUCUGUGGAGCUUGGAGCUGGCAGUGGCAGUUUUGGCUUUCCUGUUCCAGGACUGGGUGAGGGACAGGGUGAAGGAAUUCUUUGAGAAUAACAUUAAAUCCUACCGAGACGAUAUUGACCUCCAGAACCUAAUUGAUUCGCUACAGAAAAUCAACCAUUGCUGUGGUGCCCAAGGUCCAGAUGACUGGGACUUUAACAUAUACUUUAACUGUAGCAGUGAAAGCAAAAGUCGUGAGAAGUGCGGUGUUCCUUUUUCCUGUUGUAUACCUGAUCCUGCCCAAAAAGUUGUGAAUACGCAGUGUGGCUAUGAUGUGAGAAAGAAGAGCAAGAGUCAAUGGGAUGAUCAGAUCUUUGUCAAAGGAUGUAUCCUUGCUCUUGAAGCUUGGUUACCCCGAAAUAUCUACGUUGUUGCAGGUGUCUUCAUAGCUAUCUCACUGCUUCAGAUUUUUGGGAUUUUCCUAGCCAGGACAUUGAUUUCGGAUAUUGAAGCUGUAAAGGCAGGUAAUGCCUUCUGAAUAUGAAAGCAGACACGUUGCAAAAAAAGUAUAUUGUUACUCAUUGGACACCAAGGUGGAAGAAAUGCACAGACCAUAAACAUUCCUGUUACUAAAAGCUUUUAUGUGGAUUUUACCCUGCUCAUGCUUUUUGUUAGAAGCUGGUACAAAAAAAAAUCUCCGAACAUACACACACACCUGUCUACCUUUUUUCUAAUGAGACAACUCGGUGUACCAGCAUUGAUCUCUGAGGAAGAAAUGGAAAUUCCCAAGACAUUGGUGGAAC
This is a messenger RNA of Nipponia nippon (crested ibis), 1096 nucleotides long. The record is from RefSeq and is a predicted model, not a curated record. NCBI's taxonomy places the organism in Eukaryota, Metazoa, Chordata, Aves, Pelecaniformes, Threskiornithidae.